UCAUUUGGACGCGUGAUCACGCGCGCUACGGCGCAGACGCGCGUCAGCCAUGGGCGAGCGGUGGUGCUUCCCUCGUGGCGCGCUGGCUUGGCUCUUCACGCUCAUGCUGUGGCUGGCGAGGUCUGUGGUGAGUGAGACUGAGACCGACGCUAUCCAAAACAUCACCCUGUUCACACGUAUCCUGGACACUCUGCUGGAUGGCUAUGAUAACAGGCUGAGACCAGGGCUGGGAGAUCGAGUCACGGAGGUGAAGACCGAUAUUUAUGUCACCAGUUUUGGGCCGGUGUCAGACACAGAUAUGGAGUAUACGGUGGACGUGUUCUUCAGACAGAGCUGGUGGGAUGACCGGCUGAAGUUCCGAGGCCCCAUGAACAUCCUGCGCCUGAACAACCUCAUGGCCAGCAAGAUUUGGACCCCCGACACCUUCUUCCACAACGGCAAGAAAUCAGUGGCUCACAACAUGACCAUGCCCAACAAGCUACUGCGCAUCAUGGAGAAUGGAACCCUGCUGUACACAAUGAGACUCACUGUCCAGGCGGAGUGCCCGAUGCACCUGGAGGAUUUCCCCAUGGACUCUCACUCGUGUCCUCUAAAGUUCGGCAGCUAUGCUUACACUACCUCAGAGGUGACCUAUAUUUGGACACGGAACGCCUCCGAUUCGGUGCAGGUGGCUCCAGACGGCUCCAGGCUCAAUCAGUACGACCUGAUGGGCCUAGGUGUCAACAACGAGACCAUCAAGUCCAGCACAGGGGAGUACACUGUGAUGAUGGCCCAUUUCCACCUGAAAAGGAAGAUUGGCUAUUUUGUGAUCCAGACGUAUCUGCCCUGCAUCAUGACAGUCAUCCUUUCCCAAGUGUCCUUCUGGCUCAAUCGGGAGUCUGUUCCGGCAAGGACCGUUUUCGGUGUGACAACAGUCCUCACCAUGACAACCCUGAGCAUCAGCGCCCGUAACUCUCUGCCAAAGGUUGCCUACGCGACGGCCAUGGACUGGUUCAUCGCAGUGUGCUAUGCCUUUGUGUUCUCGGCUCUCAUCGAGUUUGCCACCGUCAACUACUUCACCAAGCGAGGGUGGGCCUGGGACGGCAAAAGUAUUGUUAACGACAAGAAAAAGGAGGCGUCCGUCAUGAAGAAGAACAAUGCCUACGCCGUAGCGGUGGCAAACUAUGCCCCCACCAUCGGAAAAGACUCCACGCUGCCGACGGUCUCCAAGAGUGCCAGCUCGGACCCCGGCAAGGCUCGGACCGAGAUCAAGGUGGAGAGCAAGAAGACGUUCAACAGCGUGAGCAAAAUCGACCGCAUGUCGCGCAUAAUCUUCCCCGUGCUCUUUGGAAUCUUCAACAUGGUGUACUGGGCCACCUACCUGAACAGAGAACCUGUUAUUAGAGACAUGGUGCCCUCCACAUAAAAAGAAA
Molecule: messenger RNA, 1412 nt
Organism: Sardina pilchardus (European sardine)
Lineage: Eukaryota; Metazoa; Chordata; Actinopteri; Clupeiformes; Clupeidae
Gene: gabra2a
Product: gamma-aminobutyric acid type A receptor subunit alpha2a
Exons: 10
Coding region: 50-1405 (451 amino acids)
Biological process (GO): chloride transmembrane transport; signal transduction; gamma-aminobutyric acid signaling pathway
Cellular component (GO): dendrite membrane; postsynapse; GABA-A receptor complex
Molecular function (GO): GABA-A receptor activity; GABA-gated chloride ion channel activity; benzodiazepine receptor activity
Source: RefSeq, a predicted model, not a curated record